Colletotrichum truncatum is the source of this 2523-nucleotide messenger RNA. RefSeq lists its product as uncharacterized. Gene Ontology annotation, biological process: lipid metabolic process. The record is from RefSeq and is a predicted model, not a curated record. Lineage: Eukaryota; Fungi; Ascomycota; Sordariomycetes; Glomerellales; Glomerellaceae.
AUGAUGGUUGCCAUGUCACAAAAAGAAAACUUCAACCCGAGGUCAAAAACGCCGCCGGCGCCUUUGGAGAGAGUCCCGUCUGAAGACCCCGUCUACGGUGACGAUGAUCAAGAUGGUGCCCAGUCCGUUAUGCAACCCGCGUUGAGCGCUGUCGCUACUCGCCUCACUCUACCAAAGACUUCCGCCGCUGAGAAGGCUGCGGCUAUGGAAAGGAGGCCUAGCCGCCGUGCUUUUGAUUCUGGCCUCCCAAGCAGUGAAGAGUCUUCCAGCUCCCCAGAGUUAACACCCUUUCCUGAUGAGAUACCCACUAAUUUUGAGGCCGAGCCUGAUAUGCGAAUCUCGCCCUCGCCGCCUAGUAGACGGCAAACCCUAAAACUACAAAAGCCGCGUCCAGCCCCAAAAGAAAGAGAUUUGCCUUCGCCGUGGCAUGCGAGCCCAAGGACUGGUUUCUUUACUGGCGGUGAUAGGGAAGGUCACAAGAGCGCCCUAGAAUCCAUAUCAUUCGGCCAGACGAGGCACAAACGCUCAUCCUCGACCGGGGCUGAUGCGUUGAAAAGAUUCUCAAAAGCGUUGCCUUCUUUUCCCGCUCCUUCCUCGAUAUUCAACUCGUUUUCAUUUUUUUCCGCUGCAGCCGAAAAGUCGGAGCAAAAGUUCGCGGCAAACCAACGGAAAUCUACGUUGCCCCAAACAGGCAAUUCGUAUCCCAACACCAGCACCGAGCUUCACGGUGCUGCUCAGCCCCAUCAGGUUGAAAUUCCUCCACAGAAUACCCACGUCAGCCGUCCCUCCGUCUCUUCCUCGCGUCCAUCAACGGCGAGGCCCCGCGCUCUUCGGAGGGUUACCUCAGAUGACUCCCUCUUGUACCAUUCCUUAUCCCGCACCUCCUCCAUCGGGGAUGAUGACGGGAGAUUUGAUCAUGUUCGGGAAAUGGCCAACGUGAGAAUGAAGGCCAUCAAAGACAGUUUACCAGAGAGGCCUACAUUCAAGAUGCCCAGUCUACCAAAGCUACCAUCAUCACUCAAGCUAAACGAAGAUGUGACGAAUGAGAUGCCGACGACAAAACUCGACCCAGACGAUCCUGCUAUCCUAGACAGAGUAUUGGAAACCCUUACCGGCGACAUUGUCAUUCUUGGCGGGUACCGUGGCUCGAUUCUAAGAUCAGCUGAACCUCCACAUCAUCAACUGUGGGCUCCUGUCAAGAUUGGACUGAACAUGAGGAAAGCAGACUUGGAGGUUGGUCUCAACCCUGAGGAUGAGGAGAGCAUGGAAGAACGCAUUAUUCCGUCAGGAAUGCUUCAGAAUAUUGGCCCCAUCGACAUCUCGAGGAAACUAUUCAGAAAAAUUGCUUCAUGUGACAACGUUCGCAAAGGAAAGCUACGGCUGUGGGAUUACGGUUACGACUGGAGAUUGAGCCCUCACCUGUUGUCACGCAAGAUGAUUGAGUUUUUGGAGAAGCUCCCAUCGAAUCAGCCGGACACUAAGGAACCAAGGGGCGCGCUGGUCUUGGCACACAGUCUGGGUGGUCUCAUCACACGUCACGUAGUGAACCAGAGGCCAGAGCUUUUCUCGGGAGUUGUUUACGUUGGAACACCUCAAAGAUGUAUCAACGUCUUGGGGCCCAUCAGAAAUGGCGAUGCUGUGCUGUUGAACGAGAAGAUCCUAACUGCUCAAGUCAACUUCUCAUUGAGGACGACGUUCGUCUUUUUGCCUGAAGACGGCGCGUGUUUCGUCAAUAAAGACACCAAAGAGGAAUACAGAAUCAACUUCCACGACGUCAAUGACUGGAUCAAAUACCGUCUCUCACCCUGUAUCGAAGCUGCCUUACCGCCACUAAACCCCAAGGAAAAGUCCAACACGUUUAGCUCCCUUCUCCCACAUCGGAGCCGUGCUUCGAGCGAUAAGAAGCACAAUCAUGCCGUCCCCCCGUCUCUCGCCGACGCUGCUCGACGAGCUCAACUUGCACGUGAAGGUAACAUGAACCCGCAAAUAGACAACAACACUCAGCAACAGACUUCACUGAACGAUACACCCUCGCCAUUUACCAAGGGAGUUCCAGGAACGCCUACACCGCCAAACCGUGCCAGGAAUCUUGCCUACCUCAAGCGCACGCUGGCCGAGGUAAAGCGUUUCCGCGCCGAGACGCAGUACAACCCGGCCCACACCAAAGCCAACGUCUACCCCCCACUUGGAGUGAUCUAUGGCAAAGAGAUCCCCACGGUCUACGCCGUCAAGGUGAGUAGUCGUGACGCCAUAGCCCACGCUGAUGCAUAUGACGACCUCAUCUUCCGCGCGGGCGAUGGCGUUGUCCUUGCGCGCGAGGCACAACUGCCAGAGGGAUAUGAGCUAGUGCGCGGCGGGCGGGUGAGCACCGAGCGUGGGCAUCUGACAAUGCUCGGUGACAUGCCCGCCGUCGGCAAGGCGUUGGAAGCCGUCGUUCGGGGCCGAAGAAAGGGUAUCGGCUUGGGGCACGCAGGUGCCCAGGGGACGCACAGAGGAGAUAGACGAAGCAUGGCUAGAGCCUAG